Messenger RNA from Plasmodium inui San Antonio 1, 1752 nucleotides. RefSeq lists its product as hypothetical. Bases 1 to 1752 code for a protein of 583 amino acids. The transcript is spliced from 7 exons. NCBI's taxonomy places the organism in Eukaryota, Apicomplexa, Aconoidasida, Haemosporida, Plasmodiidae. The record is from RefSeq and is a predicted model, not a curated record.
AUGGAGGACGAGACGGAGAAAGACCUGGUGGGGCUUGUUUUGUCAGAACUUGAAAUGUCCAGGGAAUAUAUUAGGAGCAAAUUUAAAGGUACAGGAAAGGAGUGCAAAGGUGAAACAGGAGGUAGGAACCAACCAGGGGGAGAACCCAGCGAGGUUUACAAAAACUACAACAAGAUACUGACCUGCAUUGAGGACAAAAUUGCGUUUUAUAAAAAUUUGAUCCAGGUGGACGAAGCAAAAAGGGGACACGCUGAAAAGGGGGACGAUCGCCUCACUGGGGAAAAGCGCCCGACUGAGCAGCGCUACCAUAGGACCGCGACAGGAAGGGACAACUUUUUCGAAGAAUACGAAAAAAACAAAUCCAGUCUGUAUAAAAUGAAGAAGAAAGCCAUUGUAGGGUACACCGCGGAAGGCAAUGCGAUAAUUAUAAACAAUGAUAGAUUUUGCAAAAUGUUCACUAAUUAUAAUUUGGCUAGUGAUCGGAAGAAUGGGAUGACAGGUGCGCAAUCGCAUGGGACCCACCAGGGAGGGGACGACUUAAGCGAACUCUCCUGCUCAAGCUCGAGCGUGGUUUCGCUACACAGUUUUGUAAAAAGUGAGAGGGCUAAACGGAUAAGAAGCAACAGGAAAGCGUACGUAAGGCAUAAAUAUCAUGAUAAUGCAUUUGUUAACCACAAAUUGUAUCCCUGCAGUGACUGCUCGUCCAGUUCGUUCAGCUGGUACAGUGACGACUAUGACGAUCUGUUCUAUUACUCCAAUUUGUUGAAGGAGGACAAACGGUUGAGAAAGCGUCGCGUGGGGAAAGCGGCAGGGGAGGAGGAUAAGAAGAAGGACAAGAAGAAGGAUACUCAACAGUGUAACCAGAAGAAGCAGGAAGAAAAACACAACAAUCAGAUCGAGCGUGAUGCCGCAAAUGAAUCCCCCUUCUACAACUACAUAUACUUCAAGUUUGCUGAAAAGGACCAAAGGAAUGCCUACCCCGUUUUUAUAAACACCAUAAAUGGAAAAAAAAAAAUGUAUAAUUUAAAAAAAAUUUGCAGAAUUACACAGAAAAAGAAUUACAGCCCUCUUGAUGAAAAUAAGUAUGAAUUAGAUGCCACACUAUUCAGUUACAAACAGUGCAAGUUACUUCCAUCCGUUAAGAAUGAAACGAAGAAGAAAGGAAAUCAGCUCGUGGAAAUGCACAGAAACGACGUGUUGAAGAGAAAGCACUUCGAGUCUGAUGAGAUAAACUACGCAAUAGACAAAAUUAUACAUCAGCUUGGAAAAAUCUCCAGCUCCCAAAAAGAAGACAAAAGGAAGUUCAACCAUUCUGACCACUUCAACAACAUUCUUAACAAAAAUAGGGAGUUCCUAAAACGGGAAAAGAAUUUUACCUUCCAGAAGUUAUGCAAAACGGAGAAGAUAAGGCUAAAAGUAAAGAUCAUCGGAACUGAUGGGAAGGAAAUAAAAAACAAGAGCCUCGACAAUGUUCUAAUCAACAAGAACAAAACCUUCGGCGAUUUGGCCACACACCUGGGUCACUCGUUCAAGCUACCCAAGGACAAAAUAGAAAACAUCAAAAUGUAUUUCGACGGAGAUUUAUGCGAUAAGGGCCUUACAUUUGACAAUGUGGAACUGGGACUGGAAGAUGGCUUCCAAAUAGACGUGAAGUUCCCACUAUCCGACGAUAACGCUAAUAAGGAAGACGAAGAAAACCUCAGUGAUGACAACUAUGUGCUCUACCUACCUGACUCGUACGUCAUUGAUUAA